Messenger RNA from Paralichthys olivaceus (Japanese flounder), 487 nucleotides. RefSeq names its product leukotriene C4 synthase (gene ltc4s). Gene Ontology annotation, biological process: leukotriene biosynthetic process. Gene Ontology annotation, molecular function: enzyme activator activity; glutathione transferase activity; glutathione peroxidase activity. NCBI's taxonomy places the organism in Eukaryota, Metazoa, Chordata, Actinopteri, Pleuronectiformes, Paralichthyidae. The record is from RefSeq and is a predicted model, not a curated record. Gene Ontology annotation, cellular component: endoplasmic reticulum; nuclear envelope; membrane.
UCCGUCUCGUCGUCUCUCUGCAGACAUGUUGGAAGAGACGCUCCCGCUCGCCACCGUGACUGUGCUGGCUGUUCUAGAGCAAGCUUAUUUCUCUCUGCAGGUGAUUAACGCCAGGAGGAAGUUCUCUGUGUCGGCUCCGGCCACGUCCGGUCCACCGGAGUUCGAGAGAGUCUUCAGAGCUCAAACAAACUGCUCCGAGUAUUUCCCCAUCUUCAUCAGUGUCCUGUGGACGGCCGGAGUCUUCUUCAGCCCAGGUCUGUCCUCGGUGUGCGGGCUGCUGUAUUUAUACGGACGUUUCCGUUACUUUCAUGGAUAUUCUGAGUCGAGUCAGGGACGGCUGGCUCCGCUCUACUUCAGCGCUCAUGUUCUCUGGGCUCUGAUUGGUCUCUCGUCUCUCGGCAUCGUCCUCUCGUUCUUCAGAUUUUACCUGGACUUCCAGCUUGGCUCCGCCCUCAACCUGUUCUGAAGGAGCAGCGGGAAAAAGAGA